UAAAGAGUGAUACCCCAAAUACUUAUUACAGUUGUAAUCAGUGAAAUAGUUUGAUUGUAAAAUUAAAUGUGAUUUAGUCAUAAGUUUAUAAGUAAUAAACUAGAAUUAAUUUUUUUAUUAACAUUUACUGAAUUUUUGCAAAAAAUGUUGUUUAGAAGGAUUGGUAAUUUUUUAACUACAAAUAAUCAUGCAAGAAAUAUAAUUUCGCGAAAUUUAAACUUAGUACCAAUUGUCGUCGAGCAAACUGGCCGAGGAGAACGAGCUUAUGAUAUUUAUUCAAGAUUAUUGAAAGAUCGAAUUAUAUGUCUUAUGGGAGCAAUAACAGAUGAUGUUUCGUCAUUGGUGAUAGCGCAACUAUUAUUCCUUCAAUCGGAGAGUAAUAAAAAACCGAUUCAUCUGUACAUCAAUUCACCAGGUGGAAGUGUGACAGCUGGAUUAGGAAUCUACGAUACAAUGCAGUACGUUCUUCCACCAAUAGCAACCUGGUGUGUAGGUCAAGCCUGUUCAAUGGCAAGUUUACUGCUGGCUGCUGGUGCCCCCGGUAUGAGACAUUCUCUCCCCAACGCAAGAAUUAUGAUUCACCAACCGUCUGGAGGAGUUCAAGGACAAGCUACUGAUAUCCAAAUUCAAGCGGAAGAAAUUUUAAAAUUGAAGAAACAAAUUAAUCAUCUAUACGUCAAACAUACUGGUCUUGAUAUCUCGAGAAUAGAAAAUAGCAUGGAGAGAGAUAAAUUUAUGUCUCCAGCGGAUGCUAAAGAGUUCGGGAUAAUAGAUACAAUUUUAGACCAUCCAACACAAGAAAAAGAUGAAAAUAGAAGUUCACCAUCAAGAACUGAAAAUGUCAUUCAUGUUUAAAUGUGGUAAUAAAUUAUAAGAGUAAUAAUACAAAUUAAUGGUUUUAUCAAUUGUUAAUAUUUAAUACAAUAACAUAAAAAUAAACAUUGUUAUAAACUAUUUCAUCAUUAGUUAAUUUUCAUAAAUUUAUAUUAUAUUUCUAAACAGUACGAAUUUAACUGCAUAUAAAAGAAAAUUUCGUUCAAAAGUACAAUAUAAAAUUUUUUUUAUCACCAUACAAAUAUUGAUAUUAAUAUUUGUAUUUUAUUCAUGCUAACGUUCUCAUUAUCUUAUCAAAAAAUAUAUCACGUAACAAAACGUUUGGCAAAAAGACAAUAACAUUUUGAUAUUAAUAAAAUGGAAGAAUGAAUAUUACACUAGAUAGUUAUCACACAAUAUUCGCGACAUAACACAAAAUAUUAUAUAAAAGAAAAAAAUGAAUAAAUAAAAAAAAGUCAAAUCUCGUAUUAUCGAUAAUUCAAUAGCUUGCCUUCUUAUGCUUACUCAUUUUUUUUUUAUAUUUAAUUAUUUAUACUUUUCAAUACCUAUAUACUUAAGUUAACAAUUAGUAGAUAAGAUAAAAUAAACAUUAAUUAAUAAAAUAUUUAAAAACAAUAUUAUUACUGUUAUAAACUCAACUUGGGCAAGUUAGGCAUACAUAUUAAGCUCGCGAAUUUAAUAAUUAAAUGCCCAAUAGUUAAAACGUAAUAUGAUUGUGGAAGACUUUUUGCAAAAGUGAAUGCCCAAGACUCCACGAUUGCUUUAAUCUUUUAUAUACAAAUUAUUUAUUAAUUAAAAUGUAAUUUAAUUGCUUUUAAUUAACCAAUUAAUUACAAUAAUCUUUUGUUUGAUAAAUUUUUUUAAAUAUCAACAACACUGGCCAAAUAAUUUAUAAAUGAAAAAUAUAUUCCUAAUAAUCUAGUAAUUCAAUCUCCAUUUUAUCAAGUAAUUAAAUAUAAUAAUGAUAAUAAUGCGGAGAUAUUUAAUUAGUGUAAUUAAUAGACACGAUUCAAAAUAUC
Molecule: messenger RNA, 1853 nt
Organism: Cotesia glomerata
Lineage: Eukaryota; Metazoa; Arthropoda; Insecta; Hymenoptera; Braconidae
Gene: ClpP
Product: ATP-dependent Clp protease proteolytic subunit, mitochondrial
Exons: 4
Coding region: 145-855 (236 amino acids)
Biological process (GO): protein quality control for misfolded or incompletely synthesized proteins
Cellular component (GO): endopeptidase Clp complex
Molecular function (GO): ATP-dependent peptidase activity; ATPase binding; serine-type endopeptidase activity
Source: RefSeq, a predicted model, not a curated record